AUGUCAAAGGCAUUGGAGACUCAGCUGGCUCGGCCAUAUCCUGGACCUCCACUGCCUAGUUCGUCACACAUUCGCCUCGUCCACCUGCUGCCCGGAACAGAUGCAGCUGUCUGCUGUGAGCUAAUAACGGUUUCUAUUGACGGCGCGCCAGAAUACGAGGCUUUAUCGUACACGUGGGGUGAUGCUUCCAGUGUAGAGAUGAUUGACAUGACGACGCAAGAUUCCAAGACUCCGCAGCAAUUCUCAGUAACUUCCAACUGCUUCUCCGCCUUAAAACACCUUCGAUAUGAAGACAAGACUAGAGUUCUUUGGAUUGACGCCCUGGCCAUUGAUCAAUCAAAUGUUGAUGAGAGAAAUCACCAAGUCAGCCUCAUGUCAAGGAUAUACUCUCAGGCCACAGGCGUGGUUGUUUAUCUCGGUGAAUCUGCAGACGAUAGCGACCUGGCCAUCGAAUUCAUGAUGGAGUGCUAUGAUCCAUCUCCCGAUAAUUCCUCUUUAAGUUUCCCAAGGUCCGACACCUUGAUGGACGCACUCCGGAAUUUCUUCCUUCGGCCUUGGUUCACCAGGGUCUGGGUGAUUCAAGAAGUCUUCCUAUCAUCCGAGAAGACCGUGUACUGCGGAGAAAAAGAAAUACCAUGGCCUGCAAUGGAGAACUUCAAGCAUUAUCUGGUCAACACGAGACUGCAGUUUCGACUGCCGUACGUGGUCUCAAAAGCUAGCAAAUACUUUGUAGGGGAGGACGCUCAAACAUUCAUGUUCUAUUCUCUUCUUGAUUCACGACACUGCGAGGCAACUGAUCCACGUGACAAGAUUUACAGUCUGCUCCCGAUCCUCCAGUCUCAUAACAAGCCACUUGACCUGAUACCAAGGUACCAAGAUACGCCAGCGAGAAUCUACACGGACUGCGCUCUGUCUUUAUUACCUAGCUGCGGCUGGAGCCUUUUGAGUGCUGUUCAAGGGAACCCGAGGACAGAAAACAUGCCGUCUUGGGUUCCAGACUGGAAUGUCCCGCCUCAGCGAUAUGUUAUCGACUCAGAUGCUAUUAUGGGAAUGGAAGAGUUUUGGGAGGGGAUGUUAACCCAGGCAGUUCCUGACAAACCACAAGUCGUGAUGCGGAGGUCGGGUGAGGGAGAAAUACCUGCAUUGCAUGGAUAUGGGUAUUCAUGUGGAAAUAUCUCCAAAUUGGGGUCAACUUACAUCGCGGGCCAAACACCGUUUCCUGCCCAGGAGUGGUAUAGUCUCGUUAACAAGAUUGAUAUAUCAACACGCCCUGCAACCGAUGCCGGUGACGUCAAGUUUCCUCACCGAGCAGAAUUCUUCUUCAGGUUCCUUCGGCUUGCGCGCUAUUUAUACGACUCAAGCAUGAAAGAAGAAGAAGAAGAAGACGCUGUCAAUGACUUUCCAAAACCAGAUUUCAUCAUUGGAGGCUCGCAAGAGUCUUAUGAGGAGUACAGGUUCGGUUUUAAGUGGGAAGACAGAAUACGAAAAUUGGCGCUGGAGAGGAAAGAUGGUGUGCUGCCGUUCCGGGAUAUCCCUUUUCAUUAUGCAGCGAAGGGCUGGCCACCGAGUUAUGGGGAUACUAUACGCUGGAAUCUCCAGGCUUGUCAUUUGCGUCGGUGCUUUGUUACUGAUACAGGAUAUUUCGGACUUGCGCCUGCGGAAGCAGAGAUUGGAGAUCAAUUGUUUAUCUGUGUUGGGGCUUCGGUUCCGUUCGUGCUGAGAGAGAUUGGUAGUAGUGGAGGCAAUGAGUUUCACUUGGUUGGGGAGAGCUAUUUACAAGUCGGCGGAUGGUAUGGAAUGAUCACCAAUGAGAGUCAACCUCAACCUUUGUACAUUAUAUAA
Messenger RNA from Fusarium proliferatum ET1, 1842 nucleotides. RefSeq lists its product as uncharacterized. NCBI's taxonomy places the organism in Eukaryota, Fungi, Ascomycota, Sordariomycetes, Hypocreales, Nectriaceae. Bases 1 to 1842 code for a protein of 613 amino acids. The record is from RefSeq and is a predicted model, not a curated record. The transcript has a single exon.